Messenger RNA from Parnassius apollo (apollo), 924 nucleotides. The record is from the annotation of a GenBank genome assembly. NCBI's taxonomy places the organism in Eukaryota, Metazoa, Arthropoda, Insecta, Lepidoptera, Papilionidae.
AUGGCUUUAUUUUUAAAGUUUUUAUUCACAUCAUGGGUAUGGUUGUGUUACAAGGAAGUUUAUUCAGCGCCGAGAAUUGCACGACUUAGUUUGGCAGAGCCGUUCUCUAGAUAUUAUUUUAAUCGUGUACAAGGAUAUCCAGGCGCUUACACAUUCGGUUAUGAUAUCUCUGAUCCCGGGACUGGAAAUAUGCAGUAUCGUAAUGAGGAACGUUAUCCUAACGGAACUGUUGUGGGCAGCUACGGAUACCUCGAUCCCUUUGGCAGCACACGGCGCUAUCAAUAUGUAGCCGAUGAAAAAGGGUAUAGGGUCAUAAAUGACGGCUUGGAGCCAUUUGAUAAAAUUCAAAAAAUCAAUGUUCAAAAGGCUAUUAUAAAGUGUUAUCCUGCUGAUAUGCGUAAUAUGCCUAAACCAAUUGAUUUAAAUGACGAAAAAUGCUAUCCUAACGGUACUGUGGUUGGAAAAUAUAAUUAUGUCGAUAAAGAGGGAAAUCCAGUGCAUGUAAAGUAUUACGCGGAUGACACAAGUUAUGGUGUUGAAUUGAAGAGUAUGAAAGUCUUGAAUGCAAAUAUCGAACAGAAUUCAGUUCAUUCCGAGAAACAAGCAAAUAUUGAUAACGUAUUUCAAACGUUGGAUUCUUCUAGUAAUUCAUUACCAGAUAUUUACAACAGCGUGAGCUAUCCUACUACUACAAACAAAUAUAAAUAUCCUAACCUUCAGUUUGGUGAUUUAAAUAAAGACAAUCAUAACAAGGAAAAUCAUAAAACCUCUCCUGAUUAUGAGAUCUAUUUGCAAAAUGAACUGCAAGCACCAAAAGGAAAGUGUGCGAAAGAUAAAGUACGCAUUUACAUUGAUAAAGGUAAACGUAAAAUCCGUGAAGUUUUAAAUGAUAUCGCUACAUUUAAAUAUUCAGAACAAUUUUGA